Messenger RNA from Metarhizium album ARSEF 1941, 957 nucleotides. Its product is annotated as MIF domain containing protein. Bases 1 to 957 code for a protein of 318 amino acids. The record is from RefSeq and is a predicted model, not a curated record. The transcript has 3 exons. Lineage: Eukaryota; Fungi; Ascomycota; Sordariomycetes; Hypocreales; Clavicipitaceae. Gene Ontology annotation, molecular function: phenylpyruvate tautomerase activity.
AUGGCAGAUGUUUCCUCUCCAGUCUCUCGACGAGCGCCGUCUCCGGCUGCAGAUGGGCUCUAUGUGCCGACUCCUAUCGUGGACGAUGCCUCUCGGCGCACCCCAUCCCCUCAGCUUGCCUACGCCGACAGACGAAAUCCCCAACACAUGCGGCGGUCCAGUCUGGAGCCGGUGCUGGAGGGCGAGGCGAGAGCGCCGGACAACAGACGUCACAGCGUCGGCCAUGACCCUGGCAGCGCCCUGCCGAGGCCGAACCUGGCGAAACCGCGCGUGCCUAUCUCAGGGAGGCCGGCUCAUGGCAGCUCUAUUGGUCUUCGGCGUGAAUUUAUCCUGCCAAGGGAAUCGCCGCUCUCUGUCGAGGUCAAGACCAGCGUUGUGGCUCAAUCAAUCAAGAUCACCAACGAGUACCUCUUUAUGAAUGAGCUUGCAUACCACUUGUCCAUCCGCUACAGCCGCCCCAUGAGCUCCAUCGUGAUAUCUUUACAACACGGCAUGUGUCUGCUCUUCGGUGGCUCAUUUGAUCCUGCAUAUAUCAUGACGGUCACUGCAUUGCCGGAUCAGGUCAUGGCCAAUGCGAACAGACGGAAUACCGCGUUAUUCCAAUCCCAUCUCCAGCAAGCCCUCAGGGUCACUCCAACACGCGGCCUUGUCCUAUUCGUGCCAAUUGUCGAGGAACGUCUGGGCUACGGCGGAGAGACGCUGGCCGCGGCGGUGGGAGCAUCAGCUGGGGACGGCAGAAACGGAGAGCGGCAACAGUUCAAGGCUCUGCGGAAACCUGCAUCGAUGAACCCCAUGGUGUCUCGGCGAAACGACAAUACGGCGCCGCCCGUUGCAGUCAUGCCACCUGCAGUGGCCCCCAAGAAUAGUAUCGACAUGGUGACUUCAUCAGGAACGAAAACAAGGAACAAAAGAAAGGCUUUUAUGCAAAGCCUGUUCACGAGAUCACCAAAAGAGUAG